This is a messenger RNA of Mugil cephalus (flathead mullet), 1298 nucleotides long. It is a transcript of the gene brms1, whose product is annotated as BRMS1 transcriptional repressor and anoikis regulator. Gene Ontology annotation, biological process: negative regulation of transcription by RNA polymerase II. NCBI's taxonomy places the organism in Eukaryota, Metazoa, Chordata, Actinopteri, Mugiliformes, Mugilidae. Gene Ontology annotation, molecular function: histone deacetylase binding. The transcript has 10 exons. Gene Ontology annotation, cellular component: Sin3-type complex. The record is from RefSeq and is a predicted model, not a curated record. The coding region runs from base 208 to 1044 and encodes 278 amino acids.
AGGUCUGCGCGCUGAUUGGCUGAAUUUACGGCUUGUGGAGUCCGGCAAAGUGUCUAACUGAAGAAGACUGUGGCGAAGAGGAAGUACUUCUUUAAAACAUGGAAAUCUAAGACGUUACACUCCAACUUUGUGCAGCGGAACCGAGGGACACGACCCAGGUCUCAGCAGGGCAGCACGGAGUCUCGUGACCUUUGACCUCAGCCUGCCAUGCCCACCCAACCCCCUGUGAGGGAGCCGGAGGAGGAGAUGGAGGCAGAAGGAGAGUCGCAACUCCCCGAGGCCAACGGAGAGGUGGAGGAGCCGAGGGAGAGCGAAGGAAAAGCGGGCGGGGGAGGCGGGGGAGGCGAGGAGACCAUGGAGGAAAGCACGGAGGAGAGGGAGAGUGACUUGGAAGAGAGUGAAGAGGAAGAAGAGGAGGAGGAGGAAGAGGAGGAGGAGAGUUCAGAGAUGGACGAUGAGGACUGUGAGCGGAGGAGAGGAGAAUGUCUGGAUGAGAUGCUGGAUCUGGAGAAACAGUUCCAAGAGCUAAAGGAGAAGUUGUUUCGGGAGCGGCUGAACCAAGUGAAAGUGAAGCUGGACGAGGUGCUGACGGGGAAGGCCGGAGAGUACAGGGAACCGCUGGCAGCGCUGCAGAACAGCAUGCAGAUACGAACACAAGUGGCCGGAGUGUACAAGGAGUUGUGUCUGCAGGUGAUCAAACACAAGCACGAAUGUGAAAUACAAGGUGCAAGGCAGCACCUGGAGAGUGAGCGGACGUUGCUGUUCGAUGCCAUGAAGACAGAGCUGCUGGAAAAGAUAAGGAGACUGGAGGAGGACAGGCAGAACAUAGACCUCACCUCAGAGUGGAGCGAUGAGUUGAAGGGCAAGAAGUGUAAAAGAAAGAACCUUCUGGGACGGUCGGAGAGAAAAAAGAAAGUAGCUCUGGUCUCAGGGCCUUUCAUCGUCUACAUGCUGAGGGACAUCGACAUCCUUGAAGACUGGACUGCCAUCAAGAAGGCGAAAGCAGCACUGUCGCCUCUAAAAAAGAAAGUUGAAAAGCGGUGAUAGUAGGACCUAUGACACCAGGGUCACUCACAUUCCCUCACAGCUUUACGCCACUAACAGUCCGGUUCUGUCUCCUGGACUGAAACCCAGCAUACCGUUGUUGUUGUUUUCCUGCACCCUGUACCUCUUUCAAGACCACCCCACUGCUUGUUUGUACCUAUUGCUAUUUAAAACAUGUUCUUAAUGAUAUGACAACCAUGUAUUUAUAGAAUGAUUUAUGAUGCUGAUUAAAUUUUUAAAGUUUUAUGACUCAA